CUUCCUGUCGGCGAGCCUUUCCAACCUUUCUUCCUCCCCCUCUCUCUCCCUUAUCUCUCUCUUUCUCUUCCCGUCGGCGAGCAGCGCGGAGAGCUUGCCGAGGCAACGGAUGGCGGAGCGGAGGGCGGCAAGGGAGUGCGUGAAGCCGUGGGCGGCGGUGGGUGGAGAAGGCCGGCGCGAAGGCAGGGCAGAGCGGCGCUGCGGCGGCAUCGAGAGCUGCCAGUCACCGCGGUCGCUGUUGUCGCGUAUCCUGCAGCGAGGCGACGGCGGCGGUGGGAAGUUCGGAUGCCGGGUGCGGCUGCCGCGGCGGUACAGCUCCACCUCCGCCGCCGGCGCUGGAGUUGCCGGAGAGAAGGAGAUGAUGUCGAACGCGUUCAGGCUCGACCGCCGCCGCGAGCUCCCGCCCCGCCCGAAUCUCCCUUCCAGCAACGACGGCGUCGCCAUCGUCCCGGUGCACUCCACCGCGGACAUCGCCGUCGCCGACACCCUCUGGAAGGCCACUACCGCGGUCGGGGCUCCCCUCGCGUGAGUUGCUCAGGCUCGUCACCAGCGACGACGACGCUGACAUGGACAUGUGCUGCCGCUGCUGCGCCGCCAUGGCAGCAUGGCGCCAUCCACUCACCGGAGUAGUAAUUAGCUAGCUAGCUAGCUAGGCAACAUGACGACGACACUAGCUUAAUUAGCUUGUAUUUAGUUGGUUAAUUUAGUGUUGUUGGUUGCUUGGCGACGUCAUUAGCUAAGCUAGUGAUGUAGUAGUAGCAGCUAGUGGGAGUAUUAGUUAUCACACAAGGCGAGGAAACCGACGCCCAGAAGAGGGGGGGGGGCGCAGGGGCCGCGGCCAUGCCGCCCAGAUCCGUCGCCAAUCCACCCGGCCGCUGCCGCCACUGAUGCGUCCGAAUGGGGAAGAGAAAAGGGGGAGAGAAAAGAGAGGAGGGAGGGAGGAGGAAGAAGAAGGGAAGGAGAAAGGAUGUCGGUGGGCCCCACAUGUCAGUGGGUCCCACAUGUCGGUGGGUCCCACGAUAUAUUUUAUAUGUGAAUGAUAGAUGGGUCCCACAGAUAUUUUUUAAUUCUAAUGCCACGUAGGCGCCACGCGGAAUGAAGACCGGAUUAGUAUCGCCACGUCAGCGCCACGUGGAAUGAAGACCGGGUUGGUAUCGCCACAUCAGCGCCACGUCAGCAAAACCGUCCUACAAAACCACCGAGGGAGUCAAUUUGUACCGGUUUUAGUAAUUGGGGGAGUCGUUCUAACCGGUUUUCUGGUUGAGGGGUACAAAUUAGAUUCGUUUUACAUUUAAGGGAGUCAAAGUGGACUUUUUCCAGAUUUGGAUCGCUAACCAAUAAGCAGGCCUCAUAUGGGCCGGAGGCAUCUCGGCCCGGCAGCAGCGCGCACCCGCAGACGGGCCGCACUCCCGUGCCGAAUGCUAGGACGGCCCAUUAGGCCCAAUAGACGCACCAAGGUCCAAGUACCAGGAGAGGCGCGCAUUGGCGGGAAGAGGGGGAGAAAACGGCGGGAAGCGCCGCCGCCAGUGGCGCGAAAACCCCACCCGCUAUAACUCCUCUCCCUCCUCACCUCACCACUUCUCCCGCCAUUGCUCCGCUCCCCAAUCUCCCCAACGAGAGAGAGAGAGAGCGAGGAGAGGGAGAGGGAGGAUGGUGGGGCCGCAGUACGACCUCGUCGGGAACCCCCUGGGGGCGGUGCGCUCCACCUUCGAGAGGGCGGCGGCGGAGUCCGGUGGGCACGAGCCGGUGGCGGCGUUCCGGGGGAAAGACUGGGGCGCCACCGAGGUGUUCCGCUCCUUUCUCUUCGAGCAAGGCGGGCUUGACAAGGUUCCGGUGUUGGAUGAAUCAAAUCUUGGAUUGAUCAAGCCGAAUACCCUUGUUCGGUUCCGGGGGAUGGUUCAGGACAUGCUCGGGAACGAGUUCUAUGUUGGUGCUUUCAAGGAUGGCUCCACUUGGAGGACAAACAAAUUCUCCGAUUCCUCGCCGUUCUCAAUGCCACACCCUUGUGAUUCACAUCUCUGGGAGCGCCAUCUUUUCCACUGUGUGCCUGUGCCUGGACAAAAUUCUUGGACACGCGAGUCGUCCCCUGGCCCUGACUUGCGCAGAAUAGCAAGCUGCUUCACAUCUGAACAAAGGGAGAAAAGGAAGAGGGGUGCAGAUAAUGACGCCAUGGAUGUUUCAGAAAGUGGUAGUGGAGAGACUUCUUCAUCCAGCAAGAAGACGAAGGAUGAUGGUGUCAAGAUCUCAAAUAGUUCAGUAGAAAUGUCAAUGAAUGAAGAACAUCAUGUCCCAGAGAUGAAUGGGGGAGAUCAUCAUAUUCCUGGAAGCUCCUUUUCCUGCCUAGUGAAGGUGUAUGAUAUGCCUGAAAGUCAGGUGAAACUGAACGAUGUUUCUGAGUUCAUAGGUGUAUAUACAUUUGACCCUGAACUUGCUGCUCCUAACGAUAAUUCGGAUGAUAUAAUGUUUGACCUUAUGGAAGAUGUAACCGCUCAGCUGCCUCCCAGUAAGGUUCCCCGUCUUCACUGCUUGGUAUGGAGAAACUUAUCUGCUCAUGAUUUUCUACCAAGGCCUCCUGCGGUUGAGCCAUCACCAAUCCUGCUAAGGGGAAUUCGGCAAUCUUUGCUCUCACAUCUUACUCUGGUAUUAGGGAAAGAUGAACUGGCAGCUCAAUGUUUACUGUUGCAUCUUCUAUCCAGACUUCGUAAUAAGGUGGAUGUGGUUACCGUUGGUAGGCUCUCCUUGAAUUUCACUGGCUUUAACAGAGAGAGUGUUUCUAUAUUUGGAAACCAGCUAAAUAAUUUGUUCCAGAGGCUACUACCAUAUUCACAAGUUAUUCCUCUGUCAAUUGAGUAUCUCAACACAGCCACACUUCAGCCUAGAAAGGACAACCAAUCAGGAAGAUUGGUUACAGGAGUUUUACAGUUACCUCAGGGUACUCACCUGACCUUUGAUGAGACUCUCUUGCAGUCUGGAUCAUUGACAUCCAAAGGUGUCGAGAAUACUAUGCUGCUUAAGAACUUGAUGGAGUCACAGAAGGUUGAGUAUGAUUUUGAGUUCUACAAGUUGGAAAUGGCAACUGAUGUGCAGCUACUAAUUCUCUCCGAGGGAAAAUCAAAUAUCCUACCUUCUGACUUGAUAGUACCUUUCCGCCCAUCAUCUGUUCCUGCGGUAAAUGCAAGCUCCGAGGAACUUGAAAGUUGGAGAUGGUAUUUGGCCACAGUUAGGUCUCUUCCUCAGUCAACUGAAACUGAUACAUACCAGAUGAUUCAAGAUGAAAUGGUCAAUGCCAUGCGUGAUGAUAGGAGCUUGGGUUGUUCUGAACUUAGCAGAUGGCUAACGAUGGCACAGAUAAUGGCUGCAAGCUUUGGUGAGAAGAGUCUCUCCAUGGAGCACUGGCAGAUGGUGAAGGAGCUGGAGAGGCUCAGGAAGGAGAGGCUACAAUGAGAUGAGAUCACAGUAAAAUGUGCUUGUAAAAUCCACUUGUGGCCGUGGCCCAAUGUUAUGUGUAUACCACUAGGGUCUAAAAUCUAAAUCAAGAUGUGGAUCUGCAACAUCUUCUGUGAUCCUAUGGAAGUAUCAAUGCCAUUUGAUAAGUUAUCUGACCUGAAAA
Oryza sativa Japonica Group (Japanese rice) is the source of this 3610-nucleotide messenger RNA. Its product is annotated as mini-chromosome maintenance complex-binding protein. The record is from RefSeq and is a predicted model, not a curated record. NCBI's taxonomy places the organism in Eukaryota, Viridiplantae, Streptophyta, Magnoliopsida, Poales, Poaceae. Gene Ontology annotation, biological process: DNA-templated DNA replication. Gene Ontology annotation, molecular function: chromatin binding.